Molecule: messenger RNA, 1659 nt
Organism: Suillus bovinus
Lineage: Eukaryota; Fungi; Basidiomycota; Agaricomycetes; Boletales; Suillaceae
Exons: 4
Coding region: 1-1659 (552 amino acids)
Biological process (GO): base-excision repair
Cellular component (GO): nucleus
Molecular function (GO): DNA binding; catalytic activity
Source: RefSeq, a predicted model, not a curated record
AUGACGCCACCAAAAGUCCAGAGGUCCACCCGGUCCAUCACUCUAGUCCAUCAUGGUCCACCACUGUUUCUUUUUCAGUCGAUGAGUACUCCUUCUGCCUUUUCUCAUUUUUUGCGCUCAUAUGCUUAUACCCCUCGGACCUCUCUUUCGCUGAAGAGGAAGCACUCGCCUGAAAAUAAUGAUUGUCUUCCAGUGACUGCUCGAAAGCCUCGAUUUUCAAAGAAUACCUCACAGCAUGGCUCUCGUGCCAAAUCAAAGCGCAGGAGUGAAUCAGUAAUUACCAAUCAGCAGCAAGUACUUACAGGAGAGUCUUCUAUCUACUUUACGCCCUCAGGCAAGGGUGUUUCCACCGAUAGUCGCAGGCGCAAAGGUCCUCGCAAACUACUUGACGCCGUAGAGAUUGCUGUCAAGUCUGCGUCUACAGUUCCACCGCUGUCGACGCACGAUGAAUCACUAGAGGUAUCAAAGAGGAUGAAAAAGAAGCGCAAGCUCGAAUCUGCUAAUGCUCACCAUCGUGAGCUACCCGCGAAGGACGAGGGUCCUAUGGAACCAUCGGAAGCGGAGAUAAAGAUUCCGCUCACCAAAUGUUACCUGCCAACACCUACGCCUGAUGAAGUUCGGUCCACACUCCAAACCCUUACGCUCCCCACUCCAUCUUCCAGACCUCGAAAAUGUUGCAAGGUCGUGCCUGCUACUGUAUCACUCCACCAGUCUCAGACUGCUUUAUCUAGUAAAUCAAAGGCUACAUCCAAGGUAGCAACGCAAAAAAUGGACGUCAUUCAUAGAAUCAGCCCAGAUUCCACCACCCUGGUAACCUCGAAAUAUUUUUCCAAUGAGACACGAUCUGGCAAGUCAUGGGUGCCUUCUUCUUUACCGUCGGAGGACCUCUUCGCACACAAGAAUAUGUCCGCGUUUCCGACAUACCAUCAAGACUUGUUCAACGAUCUUAUCGGAUAUAUCGCGAACGCGAAGCCAAUCUUGAUACAGGCUGCUGUUUCUGAUAAUCCCUGGCAGCUCUUGAUCGCCGUCAAACUGCUGAAUGUGACUACUGGUCGAUAUGCUAUCCCGGUCUUUUGGAAGCUCAUGGACCGCUGGCCAACCCCUCGGGAUAUGAUCGAGGCUGAUAAUGAUGAAGUCGUGAAUAUUCUGCGACCGCUCGGCCUCUACAACAAACGGGCAGCAUGGUUAAAGGAGAUCUCUCAACGCUACAUAGACGAUCCUCCUACUGACGUUCUUCGUCCAUCUAAGUGCCGCUUAGAAAUACCUGCAAGAUUAAAAAUCACUGCGCCAACUUAUGUAAAUCCAAGAAAACGCAAAAAUCAUGGGUCUCCUCAAACGGCCCGUAAAACGACUAUAUCAUACCCGCCAACAUCCGUCUCACACUAUCCAGGCGUGGGCCGGUACGCCCUAGAUUCGUACCGAAUAUUUUGUACGAGUCACGAGAGCGAGGAGUGGAAACAAGUUAUGCCUGAAGACAAGGAACUGAUCCGAUAUCUACGAUGGAAGUGGGCCUAUGAGGAGAGGAAGAUCUGGUAUCCUGAUGGUGUCGGCGUCGUUAAAGAUGUCGACAUCCCUUAUCUGCUCAUCCUGGUAGACGAGCUGAUGGAUCAACUUGAGCCUGAUGAAUUUUGGGGUCCGACCGAUUUUAUUAGCGGUUGA